AACAGACGGUGCUAGAUAAUCCAGCAACAUCGCAGAAUGAACGAGCAAGCUCAUUAAGUAUCGUCUUGACAGCACAAGAGCUCUUCGUUUUUUGAAUGAGUUAUCUAUUGCCAUUGCCUGCGCACAUGAGGAUUGCGCUUAGGUGCUGAAAGGACAGCUCCUCGGAAUCAACAGAGCCGACGACAGGAAUGAUAAUCAGGAUGUUUAAAUUAAGACUCCUCAACGCUGUCGCCCCAGCAUACUUUUUCUCAGCCACAGCGGUAACCUUCAUUUUUCACUUCUGCUUUUUCAUCCCAACGAUUUUUCAAAGCCCGGGCAUCUCACUGAGGGCGUCAACUGUGAUUCACACGGCCGUUUUCCUAUACCUGAUGCUGAACGCUUUAGGUAACUAUGUCAUGACUAUAAAGUACCCAGCUGAGAGCGCAAAUGAGACCGUGGUUCCUGCAUGUUCGGCAGAUUGCUCGGAUAAAAUAGACGCCCACUACCUCCUAAACGGUCGCCACUUCUGCAAACUCUGUAAGAAAGUCAUACUCAGGAGGGACCACCACUGUUUUUUCACUGGAAACUGCAUUGGCAACAAAAACAUGCGAUACUUCAUCAUGUUCUGCAUCUACACGUCAUGCACUUGUUUGUACUCCUUGGUUCUUGGUGUGGCCUUUCUAACUGUGGAAUACAACAUCUCCUUUGAGAACCCAUUGACUUUCCUAACCCUUCUGCCCCUCUCCACUGGUUACCUCUUCCUAGGAGUUAUCUCAGGUCUGCAGUUUUUCCUAGUGCUGAUGCUGUAUGUGUGGCUGGGCAUCGGCCUGGUGUGUGCAGGGUUCUGCUGUCAGCAGGUGCUGCUGGUAGCGCGGGGGCAGACCUACUGCCAGAUGAAGCGAGGCCAGCUGGUGGAGAGCCGCAGCUCCUGGAAGGACAACCUGAGUGAUGUGUUUGGCUCCCGCUGGGCGGUGGGGCUCUUCCUACCAGUACAGACAGUGGAGGCCUUUUCAGGAGACGUCGCUGCCCACCACCAUAAACAUGACUGAGGUUCACCAGGGUAGAGACAGCCUGGACAUCAUUCACAUGAACUACCCCCAGUGGUUCACAUAGGGAAGAUCUCAAUUGCAUACUCUCAAAACCCAUUGGAUGAGAAAGCCAGAGGUCCCGCCCCUCUGACCUUCUCCUUCAAUGCAAUUGAGAUAUUCCCAUUGACUCAUCAUCAUCAUGCUUCUUUGUUGGGCUUGUCCAGAGGAAAAUUUGCCAAUGUACAGUACCAGCCAAAAGUUUGGACACACCUACUCAUUCCAGGGUUUUUCUUUAUUUAUUGUUUUACU
Molecule: messenger RNA, 1316 nt
Organism: Coregonus clupeaformis (lake whitefish)
Lineage: Eukaryota; Metazoa; Chordata; Actinopteri; Salmoniformes; Salmonidae
Gene: zdhhc22
Product: zinc finger DHHC-type palmitoyltransferase 22
Exons: 3
Coding region: 189-1028 (279 amino acids)
Biological process (GO): protein palmitoylation
Cellular component (GO): Golgi apparatus
Molecular function (GO): palmitoyltransferase activity
Source: RefSeq, a predicted model, not a curated record